Messenger RNA from Acipenser ruthenus (sterlet), 6087 nucleotides. RefSeq names its product FYVE and coiled-coil domain-containing protein 1-like. The record is from RefSeq and is a predicted model, not a curated record. Lineage: Eukaryota; Metazoa; Chordata; Actinopteri; Acipenseriformes; Acipenseridae. Gene Ontology annotation, cellular component: autophagosome; late endosome; lysosome. Gene Ontology annotation, biological process: plus-end-directed vesicle transport along microtubule; positive regulation of autophagosome maturation. Gene Ontology annotation, molecular function: metal ion binding. The coding region runs from base 182 to 4693 and encodes 1503 amino acids. The transcript has 19 exons.
AGCAAGUUAGACUGUCCUGUAAACUAACUCAGCUGAUGGGGAUCUGGCACUUUUAAAUAUGACAUAAAAAAGGACUGCAGGAGAAUUCCAGAAGAGAAUAUAGAAAACCUAUUGUGGCACAUACACUAACCCUACUGUACUAGAAUUUGUCAGUGACCUCGUGAAUGUACGAACUUGGACGAUGGCUGUGUCGGUGGGAGAGAACCAGCUACAGAGGAUUAUCAGAGAUCUGCAUGACGCAGUUUCAGAGCUGAGCAAGGAAUAUACAGAAAAUGGGGAACCAAUCACUGAUGACAGCACAAGUCUACAGAAGUUCUCAUACAAAUUAGAGUACCUAUUACAAUUUGACCAGAAGGAAAAAACAACAUUUCUGGGUACAAGAAAAGACUACUGGGAUUACUUCAGUGACUGUCUGGCCAAGAUAAAAGGAGCUAAUGACGGAAUCCGCUUUGUGAAGUCUAUCCCAGAGCUGAAAACGUCUCUUGGUAAAGGAAGGGCUUUUAUUCGGUAUUCUCUUGUACAUCAGCGACUGGCUGACACCCUUCAGCAGUGUUUGAUCAAUGUAAAGGUCACCGGUGACUGGUAUUAUUCACGAAGCCCGUUACUGAAACCUCACCUGAAUGCUGACAUAAUUAACCACCUGUACGAAUUGAAUGAAGUUCAGUUUGACAUAGCUUCGAGGGGUCAUGACCUAGAUGCUGCUUGGCCAACAUUUGCAAGGAGGACACUGGGACUGGUCAAUUCUCCAGCCCACUUCUGGAAACCACCCAGUCGCAGUUCCAGCAUAAACAGCUUGGUUAGCAGUUAUUCACAGGCACAUGACUUUCCUUCAAGCCCAGAUUUUAACCACUCUUUAAUGAGUGAGCCAGUAAGCAUAGUGGAUGAGCUGCGCAUUGAACUUGACCAGUCGGAAAUAAAGCGGCUGAAAUUGCAGGAGCAGGUUAAUCAGCUGGAACAAGAAAAGCAAGAGCUCCUGAAAAUCAGCAGCCAACCUGAAGGACAGCUGGAGGUUUCCUUGUCAACCAAAAGCACUGCUCAUGACUUACAGCAGUGCCUCAAAACACUAAAUUCAUCUGAAAAGCUAAAAGAUUCUCAGGAGACCGUUGUGUGGCUAGAAAAGACAACUGGGGACUGUGCAAGUCAUUUUCAGUCAUUAACUGAAGAGCUGGAAGCCAUCGAGGCUUCUGAGCAAAUCAAGGACAGUAACAGUAGUAUACAAGCUAGACCCAAUGUUGUAGAACAGAAGAACCUAAAGUUCCUGGCAAAGCUUGACGGGGUUCUAAAUGAAAAGGGGCAACAAACAGCUAGCCACUGUGACACUGCACAGAAGAUUCACGAACUUCGAGACAAUUUCAGUGUGACAGAGGAAGAGAAGAUUGAAAUGCAGAAAAAUAGAAGUGAGCAAGAUUCUCCGAUUGAAAAACUGACUGACGAGUUAAUGCUCAGAGAAGAUGCUGCAGGAGAAAUUGAAUCAAAAUUCAACAGUCUCACUAUAAUCUCUGCAGAAGAAAACUGUAAAAUAAAUAAGCAAGUGGGAGAUUUAAAAAACACCAAAGAUACGUUUGAAGAAGCCCCAACAGUAAAAGAAAGGGAAGCCUCUAAUCUGAAAAUGCAGCUGCAGGAUAUGCAAAGGCAUACUGAAUUGCUGGAAAAGCAGUAUGAAGAGAAAGAGAAAGGGAUUUGGAAGGAGAUGCAACAGAAGUAUGACACUCUGAAGGAAAGUCUUGAGGAACAGAUACAUUCUCUCACUGAACAACUAAAGGCCAAAGAAAAAGAUCUGUCUAACAGCAAUAUAAAUGUUCAGAAGCUAGACGAACACCGAAUCAAGAUCAUCAAUGAGAAAGAAGGUCUAAUUAAUACCAUUGCAGAGUUAGAAGAAAACAUGAAACGACAAUCAGAUAAACUAGAGCAAUCUAAAAUUGAGUGUUCCAAUUGGAAGUCACUGCAUGAGAAACUGCAACAGACAAUAAAGAGGACUGAGGACACCAAUAAAGAACUCAUGGAAAACAGAACUGUACAAGAAGAUGAACUGGCUAGCCUCCGUGCUUCUGAAAAGCAUCUGCAGAGUCAGAUAGAUGAUACCAUGGUCACUGUAGAUGAGAAGGAAAAGAAGCUCAGGGAAGAAAACAGACAUUUAGAUGAGAGUUAUCAGAAAGCGUUAAUGCAAAAUGCAGUUUUUGAAGAAGCAAUAAAGAAGUUUGAGGAUGAGAAUAAAGAUCUAAAGCAAGAUGAGGCAAAUCUAAAGGAAGAAAUAUCCUCACUAAAGAUAGACAUGAAGCGGCAUGUUACAGAGCUGGAGAAGAAUAUUGCAGCACUAAAGAAGCGUGAGAAAUCCCUUGAGGAGCAGCUUCAAGAAAAACACAGACUUUUAGAGGAGAAGGAAAAGUUUAUUGAUGGACUUUUAGACAAAUCAGUUACAUUUGAGAAACAGGUAAGGGAAUUGCAGAGAGAGAAGCUAAAUUUGGAGAAUGCUAUUCUGCAGCAAACCAAGUCAAUGGAAUCUCUCACCACGGAAAAGGCUUCUGUGGAGAAAGCGAUCAACUCACAAAUGUAUGCGGCUGAAAGGCAACUUGAGUUAAACAUGAAAGAAGUAGGAAGAUUACAAGCAAAGGUUAUUGACCUCAGAGGCAAACUUCAGAGUGCCAGUGAGGAAAGGAUGAAAACCCAGGCCAAGUUAAAUGUGACCGAAGCCUCUCUUGAAGAAUUGAGAACCUUUACAGAGCAACUGAAGGGACAGAUUGAGUCACUUAACCGAAACCAUGUGCAGGAACUUGUGCAGUUUAGGGAGAAGGAAGACUGUCUGAGAAAAGAUAAGGAAUCUGAAGCCAAGGCCUGGGCUGAGCAUGAAACUAUGACAUCUUCUCUUAAAGAUCAGAUGUCGGUGCUUAAACAGUACUUAGAAAAACUUGAGUUGGAAAACACGGAAACCAAGGAAUUACUUCAAAGGGCAAACGUGGAAAUGGCUGAGCUUGGCAUUCAGAUCUGUACCCUCACCUCAGAAAAAGAAGAUGCUAAAGAAAAAUGGACAAGAGUUUCUCUUCAGCUUCAAGAGCAAUGUGAAGAAGCAGGAAAAGAGAUAAACAAGUUAAAUGCCAGCAUGGCUGCUCUAAGACAGGAGAACGAAAGCCUUCAGGAGGAGCUGAAGCAAUCAGAGAACCUUGCAGACGCAAUCCUCGACCUACAAGCUAAGUUAGAGAAAACUGAAAAACAGGCAAAGAGUCUCCAGGAAACAUCCAAAGAAGAGGUCUUUGCUGUUAAGUUUCAGAUGAGCAGCGAAGUUCUUAACUAUCAAAAUAAAGUCAAGAGUGUCACAGAAGAAUUGGAGAAUAUUAAAGGACAGUUGAAAGAGCAUGAAGAAAAGAUGUCUGACCUGGAAGCAACAGCCUCACAAUUAAAGGUGGUAAAUAGUGAUUACUCAAAGCAGUUGGAUGAAAAAGCAGAGCAAGUGAAAAAUUCUGAAGCAUUAAUCCAACAAAAUGCUGAAGAGCUACAGUCUUUAAAAGAUAAUUUGGCAAGAAUUCAAGAAGAAUUAUCAGCGUCACAAAAACAAAGCAAGGAGUACAGAGAUGAACUUGACAAGACAGUGGCCGAAAAGCAAAAAAAACAACUGGAGCUCUUGGCUGAACUUGAUGAUUUGACUCAAACCAAGCAGAACCUAGAGGAGCGACUCAUUGAACUGAUUAAAGACAAAGAUGCCCUGUGGCAGAAAUCAGAUGCCCUGGAGUUUGAACAAAAGGUUCGUGCUGAAGAGCGAUGGCUUGUUGACAGGGAGACUAAUCACUGCCUGGACUGUAAGAGUCAAUUUACAUGGUGGCUUCGCCGACACCACUGCAGACUUUGUGGUCGCAUAUUUUGCUAUUACUGCAGCAACAACUUUGUGAUGACCAAGCAUAGUGGUAAAAAGGAGCGUUGCUGCAGAGAGUGCUACAUGCAGCACAGUGCAGUGAUUAAGAGAUUUAGCCAGGCAGAUGCAUGCAGUGCUCCCGAAACUCCUGAGGGAUCUCCAUCCCUCUCUGCUCAACCACCACCACGACCAUCACCAAGUGUCACAGUUACAGAUGGAGUUUCAAAGCAAGAUGAUGUUACCUUUGAUAUUAUCACAGAUGAGGAGCUUAAUGUAAUCGAUGACAGUGAUUCUUUGCUUCCAACUGAUGCUGAGGCCCCAGGUAGCCUGAAAGAGUCAUUUGAGCAGGGCACUGCAGAGCAGAAUGCAAGCUCAGAAGUAAUAACCCCAGAUGAACUAGAGCCAACAGUUCAAGAUGCUGAGAUAUACUUGUUGAAGUCUGGAGAACUGACGUUACGAGUCCCCCUGAAUAUUGAAGAGAUCAUACAGUUUGGAGAUGAUAGUAGAGAACUGUUCAUUAAGUCUAGCUGCUACAGCGUCAUCCCCAUUGCUGUUGAGGAAGCUGGCCCCACCAUUAGUUGGGUUUUUUCUUCUGAGCCAAAAAGUAUCUCAUUCAGCGUUGUGUACCAAGAGUCGGCAGAAAGCCCCUUAGAACAGUCAAAGGUUUUAAUUCCUUUGACUCGCUGCAAGUCCCACCAGGAAACCGUUCAGGGCCAGCUGAAAGUCAGGAAUCCUGGUUCCUACAUGCUCAUAUUCGACAACUCAUUUUCCAGAUUCAUCUCAAAGAAAGUUUUUUACAACUUGACAAUUGAGAAACCCAUAAUCUACGAUGGAAGUGAUUUCCCAUAAUAUGGGAAUUGUUCUCAUUUAUGUAUUUGUUUAUUUUAAAGCACCCGCACCCUCAUUAUGCCUCUGUCUCUAGGUGACAAGUACUGUGUUGUGAAAAUGAAAUGUGCACUUAGAAUAGGGGAUUUUUAUAGGAUUUUUGUCGUGGUUGGAAAAAAGGUUUAAAGUAUGUAGUUUCUUAAAGUAUGCAGCAAUAUUUUUACAAAAACAUUUUACUUGUCAAAGACUGUACAUGAGAUUUCAUCUGAUAAUCCUGGUAAGCAGUAACACCAUCUUCCAGAUGCAACCGCAUGUGUAAAUGCCAGCCUCAUAACAUAACAUGGCAUAACAUUUUUAAAUGCAAUGCAGAAAAUAGCCAAAGGAAAAAUCAACAAAAGCACUGUCAUUUGUGGCAUAGUAUGUAGAGAGGCAUAUUCUCUUUCCGUUUGUAAUGUAUAGUAUAGAAUUGCCCAAACCCUAUUCACAGGGUCAUAAGCCAUUGAUCAUGAGAUUUAAAACUUAUUUACAGUAUAUAUUUCUAUUACUUUUACAGCUAAAGUUUGAUUCUAUUAACAUUGAAAGAUAGCACCACUAUAGUGUGUGUGUGUAAGAAGAGCAUAUGGCUAUAAACUUUAUGUGAUGUGUAUUAUUCUAUGUUUAAAAUAUAUACAUAAACCUCAAAACUGUACUUUAACAUUAUAUAGUUGUAAAAGCUAAUAAUGAGUAUGUUUCUGUAGCAAACAUCAGUGCUGAUGACAUACUGCAAUAAUCUUGCAGUGGCAUUGUCUAUACAUUGAAUUACUUUUUAGCACCAGGAUUUAUUAAUGGUUUUAUAUAGAUUAUUCAAACGUAUAGGUUAUUGAUACUGUUGUAUUUGCUAUAUUUAUAGGAAUAUAAUAACACUAAAAGGCUAUUUAACUUGUAUUUACCUCCUGUAGUCUCAUAUUGGAAUGCUGAGAAACACUUGCAAUACAUUAUAUACAAGUUUUUUGUUUUUAUAUUUAUGAGAUAUUUAAUUGGAUGCUACUGUUCUUGGUACAGCAGCAAGCAAUAUAUAAUUAUUUUUACAACACAAAUUGUAUUCAUUAUAAAAGCAAACAAUCUUUUUUUUUUAAAAAGAAUACAUUUUAUUAAAACUAUCUAUGCAAUUUUGCACACACUUUUGAACAUUAUAAUCAUUUUUAAAACCAAAAACCAAUGAAGCCUCUUGAGCCCAAAAAGCUCCAGUUUGUUUGUUUGUUUUUAACCAUUCAAAGUACUGACAUGUGGGUUUCAAGAGCUUUGGCAUUUGUCUGAUUUAGUAAGUAACAGAUAACAAUCAACUAUUUCUGUUUUGUGUGGUAUAAUUAUUACAAUCUAUCUCACUUAAAGUUUUGGAAUGAAUUGUCUCAACAUGCAAUAAAGAGUUUUGAUUAUUA